AUGCCCAAAUUCAGCUAUUUGCCCAACUUACAAGAUGCUUUCACUCCAUUAUCAGAGCCUCAGCUCGCUAUAUUAGAAAGGCAGGUGGAUAGUGAGCAGCCAGAUCCAACAGUUCAAUCAUUAUUUAAUUAUGCCUGGGGGCUUGUAAAAUCAGAGGAUAAGGAUGAUAACAAGCAAGGCAUCGAAAUUCUAACGUCCAUAUUUAAAAAAGAACCCGCCAGGCGUAGAGAGUGUCUUUACUACCUCUCAGUGGGCUGCUAUAAAAUUGCAGAAUAUAGGGAAAGCGAGAGGUAUAUCAACGUUCUUCUAGAACACGAGCCUGAUAAUUUACAGGCCAAGUCGUUAAAGAAUGAAAUUGGCAAUGAGCUUGCAAAGAACAGUCUCAUAGGAUUUGCCAUAUUGAGUGGUGUCACUGCAGCAAGUGUCGGCUUGGCCAGUAUACUUUUCAGGAGAAAGAGGUAA
Messenger RNA from Brettanomyces nanus, 462 nucleotides. RefSeq lists its product as uncharacterized. Bases 1 to 462 code for a protein of 153 amino acids. Gene Ontology annotation, biological process: autophagy of mitochondrion; mitochondrial fission; peroxisome fission. The transcript has a single exon. Gene Ontology annotation, cellular component: peroxisomal membrane; mitochondrial outer membrane. The record is from RefSeq and is a predicted model, not a curated record. Lineage: Eukaryota; Fungi; Ascomycota; Pichiomycetes; Pichiales; Pichiaceae. Gene Ontology annotation, molecular function: protein binding.